This is a messenger RNA of Trichogramma pretiosum, 813 nucleotides long. RefSeq lists its product as uncharacterized. The transcript has 5 exons. The coding region runs from base 158 to 775 and encodes 205 amino acids. NCBI's taxonomy places the organism in Eukaryota, Metazoa, Arthropoda, Insecta, Hymenoptera, Trichogrammatidae. The record is from RefSeq and is a predicted model, not a curated record.
AGUGCGCCAGCCAACAGCAGUCUGAGCUAGUCUUGUCCCGUGCGUGUGUGUCAAAUUUCCCCCUCCUGAUUUGAAAAGUGAUCGUUAGUUUGAGUUUGUUUGUUUAUUUGUUGCUGUUUUUUUUCUAAUUUUGGUGAAUUGAUUUGCAUUCACCAAGAUGAAAGUGUUUGCAGGAUAUUUUGUUUUUUCGGUAGUUUUACUGUGCAAGCUUGCAAAGGCCGAUAUGUUCGCUUACGACGAGCAGUACAGCAUGUACGAUCCAGUACUGGGCGAUCUCAGCAAGUACAACUACGACAGCUCAUUGGAAAACUCCGUCACGGACAACGACGCGUCCGCGGAAGAGCAAUUUCCUGCCUCCGAAGCCGAGUCCGAGUCGAGAGACGAGCAUCGCGCCAAGGAGCCGAUAUACAUCAACGUUCUGGCGAGAGGCGCUCGGUGCGACGCGCAAAUCGUGAAUUCCGAUCGAGUUUACGCGCUCGAUAAGCAGCAGCGAAGCAAUUUGCCGAAAUUGGUCAGCUUCAAGAGUCGUCACUGCAACGCCGGACGAUACUGCAGGGACACUUUGACGCCCGAGGGUAGAGUUUACGCGUGCAAGGACCAGAUAAUGAAGAGACCAGUAGAAGUUUACGUGCGAGACGAGGAAAACAAUUUGAGAGUAACAAAGAAGAGAGUAUACCUGUCCACUGGAUGCAAAUGCAAACUCAAAGAUAUGAGGACUUUGGAUGGUUUUAGUCCAUACAUAACUCAUCAGGUCAAAAGAAACGCCAACGAAUAGCUUUAAGUAUAACUAGCUUAGUCAAUAUUGGCAUUGUA